Molecule: messenger RNA, 6697 nt
Organism: Anopheles funestus (African malaria mosquito)
Lineage: Eukaryota; Metazoa; Arthropoda; Insecta; Diptera; Culicidae
Product: bromodomain adjacent to zinc finger domain protein 1A-like
Exons: 5
Coding region: 637-5658 (1673 amino acids)
Biological process (GO): chromatin remodeling
Molecular function (GO): protein binding
Source: RefSeq, a predicted model, not a curated record
UUUUUAAAAUCCAAUGCUUUGUUAUCCAAUACAACGAUUGAAAUUAACACUGACUAAAAAAGGAAACAAAAAAUCACCAGCUUUUGCACACUUUACAAUGCAACCCAUGCGUGCUGGCUGUUUGGUUUUCGCAUCUAUUGGCCAUGACAGGAGAACGAGCGGGCUCAGGUACGGCGAGGGUUCGCAGGCCAAGGAAGCGUUGUUCAGCAUAAUGCUGGGUGGACUGUCAUUUCAGGCAUAGCGUUGUGUCAUUGAAAGCAGCACAAGCUUGGGAUUCGCGCUCUCCGUACUACGGUAUUGGAUAUCUGUGUAUAGUUACAACAGUUGCGACGCCAUCGGUAGCGAAAGCAUUUUAGCUUUCCCACCGCGGUUUCCUCAAAGGUUCGACAGAGCAAACGAGAUCCGAACCAGCGUAUCUUAUGCCAAUCCGAAGCAGAGCACUCAUGUGGUGUCCGCCGGCGUCACUUAAUUUGCUGAGCAAAAUUGUGGUAGCAGCUACGGCUGAAAGGAUAGGGUCAAACCAGUGAAGCAGUAAGCGUUCAGUUUAACAGCGGCAGAGGGCAGAUCGAAGCGCCAUACUACACCCUACACCGGAAGCGAAAGCAGUGCACCAAUCAAACCGUCACCGUUUCAACGAUGCCGCUGCUCAGGCGGCAGGUGCUUCAAAAGACGUCCACGGCGGAACGGCUUAGAGAUAGCGAAGAAGUGUUGUUCUGUCAGCCAACCGGGGAGAUAUUCAGCAAUUAUGAAGAUUACUUUCAUCGCAUCAUGCUUAUAUCAUCAAUGGUAUGGAGCUGUGCGAUGACCGGGCGUCCAAACCUAACAUAUUCGGAAGCACUUGAAUCGGAAAAGGCCGCCCGGAAGCUGCUGAAAACGUUUCCCGAUGCGGUGAAGGGACCGUUCCUGCUGGUUGCUUCGCACACCCAACGCACCUCAAUUAACGAAAUGCACGAGGACGUAUACGGCUUUGUGAAAGAUCAUCUGUUCAAGGGCGAGAUUGUCGAUGCGAUGGAUUUGACGCGUAAAGCAUUUCGCCGAGCUGUUAUAUCGGACGUGUUAGUGGACAACACUCAAGGUGCUGGUCCGGUUAUGUACCAAGUCACGGCCGACGAUAAUAUGACACCAAGAGUUUGGAAUGUAACGCCCGGCAAUGUGAAACGCGACCGUAGCACCCUGACGCGAGACAAAUGCAAACUCUUUCUAAAGCAACAUGUGGAAGCUGGUCCCGGUGGGCAGCUCCGUAUCAAAGCGGACUCGCUGGUCAAGUUCGUUACCGAGCAAGGGUGGACCGAUGAGCAGGUAUUUUUGGGCCAGGCACCGAACUUCGAACAAUCCAAGCGGUUGAAACAGAAUGCGGAACGUAGCGAGGUUAGUGGCGCUAGUAAGCCGACCAAGAAAAAGGCACCCGUUGAAAAAACAACGAAAAUCACCACCGCGGACGGUGACAAGCAGCAGCAGCAGGAAGAGAAGCCGAAAAAGGCGAAAAAACAAGCGACAAAAAAUGUGGAGAAAAAAGGUCCGGCUAAGGUGAAGCAAAAGAGCAGCACCGGUAAGCAGCAAAGCAUUGCAAAGUACAUCGAAAAAACGAUCGAACCUGAGAUCUUGGAUGCGAAGGCGAAGAAGAUGGCGGAAGAAAUAGCUCUACAGAAGCUAAAACUAGAGCAGGAAGCGUUGGCCAAGAAGCGGCUGGAGGAAGAAAAGGCUCUACUGCUGCAGCAAGCCGCGCUAGCGUUGAAGAGGUACAAUGCCGUACUAGAGGACCAAGAGUUGACCGAUCAGCGACCGAUGCCGCCGGUCCGUUCCGUUCGCCCAUUGAUAACAUCCAAGCAUUUUGGUAACUUUGUCUUCAUACUUGAAUUUUUGAACUCGUUUUCCGAUUUGCUUGCCAUACGGAGCAAAUUUUCGGGCGGCUUAACCAUGCAUCUGCUAGAGCGUGCCCUUAUUUUGCGCGAGGUAAAUGGACCGCUUAGUGACAUCUUUCAGGUGCUGCUGGGUGCAAUAUUCACCCAACAGCUGGAGGAGGAGAACGAGGUGGAAGUUGGCUAUGAGCGUGUGGAGAAUCUCGCCCUCAAGCGGCAAACGGUACCGGAACAGGCACGGGCGCGCGAUACGGUGCUCUGGUGCGAGAAGCACUACUGCACGAAGCUGAGCGAAAUGCCAAUCGAUUCCACGACGGUAUCGGAGCUGCUCCGCUUACACUUUCUAUCGUCCGGUGCGCUGGUAGAGGAGAAGGCCACCAAACAUCGGUAUUAUAACCGUGGCGGGUACAGUAACGCCGACGAUCCGGGCUUACGGCUGGUCCGGGACUAUCCGCACAUUUUGCGCGCGCUUAGCUCACACUCCGUGUACCAGCUAUCGAUCGGUGACAUUAUACAGAUACUCUGCUGCUUAAUUCACCAGCUGCUCACGUACAGCGGGGUCCGCGAGUUGGUCGAGGAACGGGUGGAUCGGGCACGAAGCGCCCGGUACAACUAUCAGAACAACCGUUACGCACAGCGCCGGCUAACGGUAAAGACGGGUUCGCAGAAGAAUCAAGCACGCGACGACAUGAAGCGAGAGCUGACCGCAUUCGAAGGCGAUACCGAGGCGCGGGAAGAACACCGAAAGAAGCUGCUGGAGCGCCUGGAGGAGCAGUGCAACCGGAUCGAUGCGGAAGCCCAGCGCCAGAUGAAGAUACUGCAAACGGAGUCGGGCCGGUUAAAGGAAGACUUUUUCGACUAUCAGAUCUAUCUCGGUUCGGAUCGUUGUUUCCGCAAUUACUGGCUGUUUGAAUCGCUGCCAGGGCUGUUCGUAGAGCACGAUCGCACGUAUGCGGGACGUUGCUUGGAUCAACCGACACCGAACAUUCCCGGUCUGGCGUGGUGUGCUCAGGAGCAGCGCAAAAAGUAUAUCACCAAAGCGAUUAUGCGGUGCGCCGGUACGGACGGUGUCGCUGGACUGCUCGAUGCGAAAGCAAUAGCGGUUGCGGACCCGAACCAGCCGGAUAACGGUGGGCGCGAUCCGGAAGUGUACGAGCAGCUGCUCACGCAGGGCAGUGCCGAGCUGGAGCGAAUCGAACAACAAACAGCACAAACGAAAGCAUUAAAUUCCCGUGCAAACUCGGAAGAGCCGCGUACCGAAGGGGCGCUGAAUGGCGAUGCAACGGCAGUUCCGGCCGCGAACACUAUCCCACUGCCGCCACCAAGCAAUCGGGAGCUGCUGAUGUGCACUGCCCAACCCGCUGACUGUCCGGUGCAUACGGAAAAGCACGCACAAACAGUCAGCUGGGGCUAUUAUGCAACGGCGGACGAGCUGGAUGCGUUGAUACGCAGCCUGAAUGUGCGCGGUGCCCGUGAAAAGCAGCUGCGCGAAACGCUCGAAUGUGAGCGUGAUCUGAUUUUGACACACAUCGAAAAAUGUCCCAUCGACAAGCUGUCGGUGAAUGAGUCGGAUCGGGCGGCAGUUUUGUGUGAAAUUGUUAGCCGGAACCAGAAGCGGUACGAUGCGCCCAACUUUAGCAGCGACCCCGGUACGGAUCCGAACGAAAUAUUGGAGGCGGCAUUUUUGGAAAAUUUGCUUGAGCUGGAGGCUAAAAUUACGGUCGGCUAUCUGGGCGUAAUGCGCGUGCGGGAUCGGGAUAAGUGGCGCACGGCACUGGAAGCUUGUACGUACGAUCCGCAAACGGACAAACCACUCCAGUGGGGUCCGAAACGGCUCGCCAAGCAGGAGGAAACGAACGGGAAGGAAAAGCAGGAACAGGACACGGAACAGCAGCAGCCACAGGAUGUGGACGAGGAUCACGAUGAGCAUCCCACCGACAAUGAUUCCGGUCGCGACAGUCUCGAACGGCUGUUGUCGGAUGCGUCCAACCCGGGUCACAACCUGCCCGAUACGACCGUCUCGCUUCUAGAUGACACGCUAGACAGCGAUGAGAUAGCGUUCCCGCUGCACGAAUCGGAAACGUUACGGCAGCGCGUACAUGCGUUGGCACGCGCCUUGUUGCAGGUGGCACAAUGUAUCGAUCAGAAGUUUCUACGCCAUCCGUUUGGGCCGAAAAAGGAGCACAAGGAUCGUACCGUCAUGCUGCAGAAGCAGUACCAGGGGCUGAAGAAUCUGGUCCAGUGGGAGGUGUCGCUGAUGCGGUCGACCUGCUUUUCGCAGCUCUUUCUACACUACAAUGUGCUGUACGAUGCGAUCCAAUGGUCGCGUUCGGCCGAACGUAUCUGCUGCAUGAUAUGCCGGCGUAAAGGUGAUCCGGGAUUGACGCUGCUGUGCGAUGAAUGUAACCGUGCCUGCCACACGUACUGUCUGAAGCCGAAACUGAAGGAAGUGCCGGCCGGCGAUUGGUACUGUAUGCGGUGCAGGCCGGAAAAUUUCAAGGAAAAACGUGCGCCGGCUAAGAAGAAGAAAAUAUUCAAAUGGGUCGAGGACAUGGAGGAGGAGGAGGAAGAUGAAUCGGACGAAGCAAGCAAGCAGGAAGAGAAUGAGGCGGAGGAGGAAGAUGAGGAGGAGGAGGAGGGGGAGGAGGAGGAAGAGAUGGAUCAGGAUGAGGGUGGUGAGGAAGCGGAGGAGGAACAGGCGGAGAUGGAAGAUAUGGUACAACGGAAGAACGUAGACGGGGAGGAUUCACCGUCUGAGGACAGUGACAGUGAGGACGACAAGGAGGACGAUGGUAGUGAUGAGGAAUAUCGAAUGCGAAAAUCGAAACAGCCGGUAACAAAGGCGAAAUCUAGAGCCAAGACUAAACCGGCGAUAGUGGUAACAUCCAGCGGGCGCAGUAGUCGUAGCGCAGCUGCCACGAACGGUGCUGCGUACCGUGAUGAGGAGGUAGAGGAAGACGACGAUUCCUACGAUGAGCGUGAGGAGCGAAGGAAGCGGCGUAAUCUAACACUUCCGAACGGUGCUGUUGCACUGCGCGCGGAUAGCAAACGCAGCGGCGCAGCGUUGCGAACGAGACGCGCCACCAGCGUAUCGAGCACGAAACGAAAACGAACCCAAAACGAAGAAUCGGACGUAUCGCCAUCCGGCAAUACGAGCAAACGGCCGCGUCGUUCCGGACUCACCAACGGUGGACGGAAGAUGAGCGUUUCGCCUGCUGCUGCUGCUGGCAGUGAUGAGGAUGCCGCCGGCAAAAAACCGCGCACCAGUGCUCGAUCGACCAAAGGCCAGCGGCGUUCGUCCGUGUACGUCGGGGAGGAGGAGGAAGAAACGGUGGCGCGCUUGAAGAUGGGUUCGGCUGCACGGCGAUCGCGCCGCACCGGUGAGGAUUUACCGCUUAACUCGGUCGCACUGUACACGCUGAUCGACGACAUUUUAAAGCAUCCGAGCUCGUGGCCUUUCAAUCGACCGGUGUCGGCGAAGGAGGUCCCGGACUAUUACGCUGUCAUCAAGAACCCGAUGGACUUUGCACGCAUCAAGUCGAAGCUGAACAUGGGCGACUACAAGAUCAAUGAACAGAUGCUGAGCGAUGUGCAGCUGGUAUUCCGUAACUGUGAUCUCUACAAUACAGACGAAACGGACGUGUACCGAAUCGGUCGUGAGCUGGAGCAGUAUGUUGUGAAGCGGUGCAAAGAAUUGACACUCCCGUUCCAACCCAGUGACAUGCAAAAAUCUGGUCUCCAUCCGAAAGUCCCAACAUCCAAACCCAUAAACGGAGUUGCCGGGCCACAUGGCAAAUAGCAAAAUGGGGAAUUUAGUGCAGCUCGAUAAAAGUGACUCUACAUCAGACUGGGGCACGAAUAGUAAACAGUACUACUUUUUCAUUACUUCAUCCUAUUAUCACAUUGUGCAGUGUGUGCUUCGCCAAGACACAAUCGGAACGACGGACUACCCAAAACAGUAAGCAAAACGGCAUUUAGCCACAACACACAAACCAGCACCAUGAUGGCUAAUCGGCAAUAUUUUACAGUACAUUUAUAUUACAUAUUUUACUUUUUUCUCUGAAACAAUCGGUUAUUUAGUACCAUCCAAAACCACGGCUAGUUGCAUUAAUUGUAAAUAAGUAAUAUUAUUUACAAUAACUGAAUUACGAAUGAGUUUCAGGCAUAAUAUAAAACACUUAAAAAAUUCACUAUUCCCUCCAAACAGUUAUAAUAAUAAAGCUAAAUCGUGCAAAUCGUGCAUAAAUUCAUAAUGAUAACGGCCACGAACAAAGCUGCACAGCACAAUAUGAAGGGGCAGCAUAGCAAAAACAGCAUAUACGUUUGAAAGCCGCACCAAAUUAAACCCCGCCGUAUUUGUAAAGAAAAUGUAGUCGGAGGUAUUACGAAUCUUUUUUUUCUUGGUUUUGUUUUUUGAUUUUCUUUAUCGGAUCGGAUGAGACGGUAUUUUGAAAAACCACCAUUUUGGCAUCAAACAUCAUUGUAAUAUGCACCCCAUAUGCUGAAUAUAACUUAUUAAGGACAUUCCCCGCAGCACGCCACGUGAAGCAGCCGCUUCACCACCGAACUCCGAACUUGCGAAGGUCACAAACGUGUACAGAGAUAUUGCUUUUAAGAAAAUUAAUGUGUGUUUGUGUGUAUGUAAGGUUUUUUUUUGUUCUGUGUUCGUUUUUAAAGUAUUUUAAGGAUAGCUUAAGAGGAAAGUAAUUUGCUUGUAGAUGCUUAGGUUUUAAAAUAAAAACAGCUAAUUAAGAUAAGAAACAAAACUAUUUGCCAUUCCGAGGGAUACUAUCACAAUACGAUUAUCAUAUAAUCAUAAAUAAGUUCCACGUUCGUAU